Molecule: messenger RNA, 4131 nt
Organism: Orbilia oligospora ATCC 24927
Lineage: Eukaryota; Fungi; Ascomycota; Orbiliomycetes; Orbiliales; Orbiliaceae
Exons: 5
Coding region: 1-4131 (1376 amino acids)
Molecular function (GO): metal ion binding
Source: RefSeq, a predicted model, not a curated record
AUGCUUCCACCGCAAGUUAUUAGGGGACCGGCCCCUCGAGGCGUUUGCUGGGCCUGGCGUAAAGGUUUCUGCGCCAGAGGCCCGGAUUGUAUCUACCGACACGAAGAAACCUCACAUACUCGGUCCGACAACCGAAUAUGUCGAUGGGAAUACGCCACGAGGUGCCACUCACGCGGAGGUUGUGGCCAGAAACACCUCCAGCUCACCGUUUCUGGAGUUGCAGCGAGGCUAGACUACUUCAGGUCCUUUGGUCGGAGUGGAAAGGACUUGACGCAGCGAGAUCUUGCUGAAUUGCUUCGUGUUGCCAUGGGGCUGUUCGUUGAUGGUGAUCAGGAACUCCGGUUCCUUGUCGUCUCGACUCUCUCAUUUGGGUGGCAUUUGGAACAAAUGAAGCUUUGUUUACACCCAAGCUUCUUGUUCCAGCCCUAUCCUCCACAGAUUAGCUGGCAGGAUCAUGUCGUCCCUCUCUUGCGGAUUAUGUCAGACCCAGUCAACACAAUCCAUGAACCUAGCAUGGAGAGUCUUCGAAAUCUGUACAGAGUCGCUCUUGAUCCUAGGCGUCAUGCCUUCUGGAACCGUGUCAUGAAAUUCAUCGAAGACUCGUUGAGACUAUAUCCGUUUCGUGUUGCUUCUCAGAUCACCGGUGUCAUCACGAUCAUGCUCCUAGCCAUCAAGUUUGAUGAGCAGAACUUGAAAAACCCGAUUGUCCGGGAGUCCGUUCCUUUGCUCGUGCGAAACCUUGAGGCUUUGCGGGAUAUCUAUCAACAUGGAUAUCUUGCUCCAGUUCUGUCUGAAGCACUUAACACCCUGAAGCUUACAGUUGCCGGGAGGCUCCCAAUUGUUAAGGCUAUGAUUACCGUCACCAAUCAAAUUCGUCGAGGUGAUCGACCUCGUGGCUCUAGGGGUCUCGCACCAGAUGGACCUGAGAUAGCAGAUACUUUUGGUAAACAGAAGAGUUCUAAGUUGCCUGUGGAGCCACUUGAACAGCGGCUUUUAGCUCUCGCGACGGAUAACUUGAUGGCAGGCUACUUACGAGGCCUCUCAGGGCACACUGUUAAUGGUGGCUUGAUCGCCGGGAUGGGGUUCGUCGACAAUGAUGAUGUUGAUAAUCAACAGAUUGGGACGGAAGACCUAGAAAAAGAGCAAGUAUAUUCUUGGUUGAUGAAAUCAGAGAGGUUGGCCGCUAAUAUGAUUGCUUCUGGUAGGCUUGAGAAGAUUCCAUACUCACAUGGACGUCACGGCGACAUCGAUAUCCGGCCGAACCCCGGCGGCAUAUUCAGUAUCGGGACUCGUAAAGAUGCAGCGAAGCCAAUGGUUUUUACCAACGACGCCGGCGACGCUUUGUUUCAGCGCUGGAAAGAAAGGGCUGCCGAUCCCGCAAAGCUGAACCUCGACUGGGGAAAACAUGCCAACGCCAACUCCAUGAAAGAUUUCCUUCAGUUGACUUUAACACUUUUUGUAUCUGCUUCCACAGAGACUCGACUCCAGUUUAUCUCGGAGUGUCUUUUAAAAGACGAGUAUCUGGGGAAACUAUGGGAGUGCCUCAAUGUCAAGUUGCCAACAGACGGCAUCAACCACCCCUCUCCAAAAUACAGCGACCACGUCUCGACCGUUAUUUGUAUAAUGUCGCACCCAGAUGUUGUCGGUCGUCGUGAGUUCCAUGCUGUUAGAAAGGAGCUGUCAGGGAUGUUUGUUUCCAUUCCUAAUUACCUUUACGGUAUCUUGGAAUACAUGAAACUUCACUCCAGAAGCAAAUCUAAGAACACAGAAAUGAUUGAAGCGUGCGUCAAAGGCAUUGUUCUCAUUCUUGAAGGUGUUUUCAAGUUGACUGAUCCCCGGAAUAUUCCCAUGGAGUUUCGCUAUGAGGCCAAGGAGUUCGUGAAGUUUGCGAUCUCUGUAGAGAAUAUUAUUCCUUGGGCUAACAGGACCGAUUCAUUGACAACUGAAGCAGUCCAGAGUUUCAUGAGAGCGGAUGAAAAGCUCUUCCCUGAGUCGAACCCACCUAAAAUUUGCAGUGAUCGCCAAAGGGAUCGAGCCCGAGAACAAGCUCUUAUUGAUAGAGGGACUAAGAGGGGAGAUAUAACUGCAAACGAGAUAAACGAGAAAGUCAACGAUCGCGUCAAAUCUGGGCACAUUGUAAUACCAGUGGACUCGUACCUUGAUGAGAACAAAGAGGCGGUUAAGAAAGUUUCUCGGCAAGAAAGACAGCUCAACAGUCGCCAGAAAGAUCACGAAGAGGGCUGGGAUGAUGGAACACCCAUUAUCCAUCGAACCGAACAUGAUCCUCAAGAUAGAAAAGUACCCACUGGGGAGGUAAAAGAGGAGUUUGAGAAAGAAGCACAACCUAUGAAUGAUACCGAAGCUUUGCAGUAUCUUCAGAAGAUUAAAUGGGGAUCUGAAAAAGAGAAGGUGCUGGAGGCCGAAUCCAGGACCCUACUUCAUGAUCGUGCUCCUCUCAGAGAAAGGGGCUUCGCGGUUGUCGACCAAACUGACAAUGUUAACACUUUUGAGAAACAAAAGAAACAGCGAUCAGUCAUGGAUGAACAGCCCUUCCGUAAUAACGGGGGCUCGGUCCUUGAUGGAAACCAGCCCGCUGGUGUGAAAACAUGCUCUCGGUUCCCAAAACAAGGUCCGAGCCAAGAACCCAGGGACGAUAAAUGCUCUGGCGACUCUGAUUUCUCAGGGUCGCCACCAAACUGUGGGUCGGUGUUGACUUACAUGUCAAAACGGGGGACAUCAGUCCCGCUAGAUGAAUCCGUCCUUCAACGACUCUACGAGUUCCAAACCGCAGUUCAAAUAAUCCCGCAAGAGGCUGAAAACCAAGAUUUGGAGCGUGGUAGGUACGCUGAAGAAGCUGCGUCGUUGCGGAAUAACGCACAUGCGCAUCAAACAGAUCUUUGGGAAGAGGCUGGAACUGAGUCGCAGCCGCGAUCUACUGAGUCUGUAGAGAUUGAAUCAGGCGGAGAAUAUAUCAGCGUCUCAGAGCCAUUAGCUCCACACGCGAAUGGUGUGAAGUUUGGCCCCCGUCCCCGAGAUAAGGCUACUGCCGACUAUUAUCGGGCUAUCCACGGGACUGGGUAUCCCAAGUUCCAUCUUGAUGAUCCCAACAAAACCUCAAAGCCAGCCACAAUAAAUCCCUCGCCAAGAACACAAACUGAGGGUGAUGGUCAAGAAAAGGACAGAAAAUAUCAUGGGUGUCGGAUCGACAUGCAAGUGCCUGGCACGCACCAUAAAAGCUUGUCCCCACGAGUACAUCGAGGUUCUAGUGAGGCGCAUCAUGCCCACUCAGCCGAGGAGCAUUUGGCAGAAAAUGGAAGCCAGGUCCAAAGCUUAGAUGUAGAGCAAAUGAUGAGUCCACCAGCUGAAGCAGAACAUACCGCUGAUUGCCAGAAAAGAAUUGGAAGAGAGCUAGCGGAGAAUCAGUCGGCUGGUGCAGAAAAAAAGGAGCUUCAGCCAACGCUCGUGGAUAUUAAGCAUCCCAAAAUAGGGUCUGCAACGGCACCACCAGUUGGGACCACUCCCAAACAAGAAAUUUCCCAGGGUAAAAAUAAUAACGGUUCCGCCAUCCUGAAUUGCGACGACAAUUGGGUUUCUUUGCCACCCCGUCCACUAGCGACAAGCAACAAGGAUCAAAUUGUUUGGCCAAACCCUCAGCUGGAAGCCGCGGAAGCGGAGCGCGGGCGACCCAUUGGUCGUCUCACUAGCCACCACGACCAGGACUUUCUCCCUCGUCGUUUGUCAGAGAUACGAAAUCCGAAUGAACUCAAAGAAUACCUUCCUUGUGGUCAUACCCGAGGUUUGAACCGCAAUGAAAGCUACUGCAACGAGAGGGUUAGCAAGAAAACACCCUACUGUGGCCACGAAGCUAACGUGGAGUGUUCAAAUCCGAUGAGGCGUUGGCAAUGCAAGACUGUUUGUGGAGCACCUCUCCCUUGCUCCCAUUAUUGCAAAAGGGAGUGUUUUCAGUGCCUCUAUGAAAUCAAGAUCGACAAUACUCCAGUCUGGAAUCACAACCCUUGCCAGACUUGCAUGAAGAUUCAUGCUGCAGAGGAGAAAAGAAGGAGGCUAGGAGGGAACAGGAAGAAAACCAACGCGACCAACGUCGCUGACCGUGCGCAAGCAUUAGAAUAA